CGCCGGCAUCCCCCUUCCCAUCCCCGGGCAGCUCCUGCGAUCCCCUCUCCCGGGCUGGGCUGCCCGCGGGCAGGGCUGCCGCUGCUCGCCGCGCCGGGUGGGACCCCCUUCUCCAGCAGGCUCCCCCCAGGCGCGGCUUGGAUGUCUUGCGCUGGGGCAGAAACCGUCAGCCGUGCACAGCCAGGCUGGGAUCUGCUCCGUGGGAUGGGAUCUGGGAGCCCUGCGAGCUGGUGUGAGUCCCUUGUACCCUGCUGCUGGGAAAAGCACCGCGCGCCGGGCUCAGCGGUACUGCUGAGCUGCUUUGAGCCAUCUGGUUGCGUUCAACAGUCAGUUUCGAAGGAGAGCUUUUAAUUGCCAUGAAGGACUUCAGCCAGUGCUGCGUAUUUACCCUCACCCUCAGGGUUUCAGACACUUCUAAUGGACUGAUAACCACGGGACAGUGAUGGCACAGACACAGCAGGAGUUUAACAGUGGGAAGAUGCUGAUGGACAAAAAUGAAACUUGGCUUUCUAAUUUCUCCUCCGCUGCCUCCUCCUUUAUGAAAGGAGAUGGCAACUGGACAGGGAUCGGGCUCCAGGAGGUGGUCAUCGGGCUGAUACUAACCCUCAUUGACCUGAUCACACUCCUGGGAAAUACAAUAGUCUUCAUCUGCCCGGUGGUGGAGAAGAGGCUGCGCACCGUCACCUAUAUGUUUAUCAUGUCCUUGGCCAUGGCAGAUUUCCUUGUGGCGUGUCUGGUCAUGCCCUUUAGUAUCAUUUACGAGGUGACGGGGAUGUGGUUGUUCGGGAAGCUGUUCUGCAAAGUCUGGAUCUCCUUUGAUGUCAUGUUCUGCACUGCAUCCAUCGUCACGUUGUGCUUCAUUAGCCUGGACAGAUACUGCUCCGUGGUGACCCCCUACCACUAUUCAAAAAGGAUGUCCCGUGGCAGAUGCAUCAUGAUGACCUGCAUGGUCUGGGUAUACUCCUCCCUCAUUUCUUUCCUUCCCGUCAUGCAAGGCUGGAACGAGAUCCCCGGGGUGGACUUCGAUGCAGGCAGAGAAUGCAUCUUUGUCACCAACUGGAUUUUUGCCAUCGUGGCUUCUGCUCUGGCAUUUUUUGUUCCCUUCAUGGUCAUGUGUAGCAUGUAUUUCUUCAUCUACCGAGCUUCACGGCUCAAGGCCACUCGUAUCAUGUCUCAGACCCUGGAGAUUCACUACCACCCCAACAGCAAGCGGCAGAACCAUCUGCAGCUGGAGAACAAGGCCACGCGGACCAUUAGCAUUAUCAUUUCAGUCUUUGUGCUGUGCUGGCUGCCGUACUUUGUCCUGAACGUUUGGCUUGCUGCCAGAGGCACCGACUCCACCAGCACAGUCUUGGUUGACACCUUCAAGAUCAUCACUUGGUUAGGGUAUUGCAAUUCCACCAUCAACCCAAUGCUCUAUGCUUUCCUGAACCGGGACUUCCAACGGGCCCUGAAGAAGCUGCUCAUUUGCAGGCACAGGUCUCAGGUGGACAUUGGAGAAGACAUGGUUUCCAUAGCCACAUUUUCCAAGACUGCUCCAGACCUAGAAUAUAGCAUUACAGUGCCAGGGCCCAAUGGUGCCCUGAAGGGCAAACCCAAGUAAUAGGGAUGCAGAAUCAGUUCCUGGAGGUGGUGGUACAGAAAGUGCCAGAGCACAUCCUAAUGGAAAAUAACGGGUAGGAAAAUAGGGGAAAGAGGGGCUGGAAUGUUACAGCUUGGGGCAUACAAUGAAGAUGCAUCCCUUCAUCUUCCACAGUUUUACAAAUGAGGACCUUUGAUAUUUUAGGGGUA
Messenger RNA from Grus americana (Whooping crane), 1791 nucleotides. Its product is annotated as octopamine receptor-like. Gene Ontology annotation, cellular component: membrane. Gene Ontology annotation, molecular function: G protein-coupled receptor activity. The coding region runs from base 443 to 1603 and encodes 386 amino acids. The transcript has 6 exons. Gene Ontology annotation, biological process: adenylate cyclase-activating adrenergic receptor signaling pathway. The record is from RefSeq and is a predicted model, not a curated record. NCBI's taxonomy places the organism in Eukaryota, Metazoa, Chordata, Aves, Gruiformes, Gruidae.